Molecule: messenger RNA, 1455 nt
Organism: Mauremys reevesii (Reeves's turtle)
Lineage: Eukaryota; Metazoa; Chordata; Testudines; Geoemydidae
Gene: C3H6orf120
Product: chromosome 3 C6orf120 homolog
Exons: 3
Coding region: 443-1018 (191 amino acids)
Source: RefSeq, a predicted model, not a curated record
UCCAUCAGUAUCCCUCCAUCCUGAACUGGAAAGACUGUCUGUAGGGAUUAAAAGCUGCCAUCAAGGGCACUACAUUGUGCCAAUUAUAUAAUGGCCUCUCUUUUUAUGAUGUGGGCAGCAGUCACUCUGAACUGAACUGAGAUUGACUCCUAUCUCAUAGGUGACCAAAAAAUCAUCAGAUAGAAAAAAGAAUUGGUUGCAAACAGGUGACCUACAGACUAAUGCAGCUACCACUCUGAAACCUGACACAGAGCCUUCUUUUCUCAGCCCUGAAGAAGGGCUCCGUGGUGCUUGAAAGCUUGUCUAACCUACAGAGUUUGGGCCAAUGAAAGCUAUUACCUCACCCACCUUGUCUCCCUGAAUCUCAUAGUGGUCCACCCAGUAGGCGUCAGAGAGAGAACCAAGGGUAUUUACAACACAUGAUGUUGGAAGAGUUCUUUUAAUGUCAAACAUAAGAGUUAUGGCAGCACAUUGGAAGAAAACGUUGGUGAUCCUUCUAGCAGCUCAAGCAUUACUUAUGGGUGAUAGCUUUGAGGAAGAGGAUGUGCCUGAUGAAUGGAUUCUUCUUCAUGUAGUCCAAGGUCAGAUUGGAGCUGGAAACUAUAGCUACUUGAGACUAAAUCAUGAUGGGAAGAUAGUACUUCAGAUGCAGAGUUUAAAAGGCGAUGCAGAUUUGUAUGUAUCUGAUACGACCCUUCACCCCAGUUUUGAUGAAUAUGAGUUACAGUCUGUAACAUGUGGCCAAGAUGUUGUUUAUGUACCAGCCCACUUCCGCCGCCCAGUGGGAAUAGGAAUCUAUGGUCAUCCCUCUCACUCGGAGAGUGAGUUUGAAAUGAAAGUAUAUUAUGAUAGAACAAUUGUAGAUUAUCCCUUUGGUGAGGCUUCCUACAACCCAGAAGAGAUGGAGGCAAGCCAGAAGCGUACUCAUUCACCAGAAGAUCAAUCUCAGGAUGAGGAAUCUGUUUUUUGGACUAUACUCAUUGGAAUUUUGAAACUAAUACUUGAAAUUCUUUUUUAAAAUAAUCAACUGGACAUACACUGGACUAGAGUGCACUUAUAGCCUAUGACAUUGAACAUGAAUGGCUUGCUGUGAGCAUUGGUACUCUUUUUUUGUAAAGUUACCUGAAGGUUACUUUUUCUAUGCUGAAGAGGGGAAAAGCAAAGCCAUAUUUAAUUUUGUAUUGAAGCCCCCUUUCUACCUUCCAGAAGUAAAAUGAGCAGAAAGCACAGUAUUUGCAUAGUUUUCUUUAUAAAUCAGGGUUAAAGUGAAUGUACAAUAAAGGGAAUCUUAUUAAAAUGUAUCACUUUGAACAGGUGCAUAAGAAAAUGGACCUUGAUAAUUCACUGUAUUUUCUAUUAAAGUGACACUUAAUUUUAUACAAAGAAAAAGUUGUAAAAUCUGAAAGGUGGUUUUAACAACCUCAUCCAAUUUAAAAUAAAGAACUAAUUUUCUAA